Molecule: messenger RNA, 846 nt
Organism: Zingiber officinale
Lineage: Eukaryota; Viridiplantae; Streptophyta; Magnoliopsida; Zingiberales; Zingiberaceae
Product: protein canopy-1-like
Exons: 9
Coding region: 58-627 (189 amino acids)
Source: RefSeq, a predicted model, not a curated record
GCUUUCGUCAGUGAAUCCCCAUUCGCCAAUUUUGUCGAUCGCAGCGUAGCGGCGAAGAUGAACGCGACGAGGAAGAUCACGGCGGCGGCGAUCGCCGGAUCCGCAUUGCAGCUCGUUGCGUUUCUAGCGAUUUUUGUUUCCGUCGCUUCAAUAGAUGACAGAUGCGCCGCUUGCAACGUUGUCGCGGCUGAAAUAGAGGUUGUACUUUCUAAUGAGAAACCAAGAAAUCAUCUAGAUAUGCGCCAUCGAUUGGACUCAAGAGGACAGCGUGAAGGAAAAGUAAUUGAUUACAGGGUUAGUGAGUUAAGGGUGGUUGAACUCCUUGAUGGUCUCUGUGAAAAAAUGCAGGAUUUUACUCUUGAGGAGUCAGAUUCAGGCGAACAAAUGUGGGUAAAAGUAAGAAGUUGGGACAGCAUUGAAGGUGAUAAGCAAGCAGCACUAGCAUACUCGAAACAGUUAUCCUCGUUUUGUGGAAGGUUGCUGGAGGACACAGAGGAUGAGCUUGCAGAGUGGAUAAAGAAAGGAUUUACGCAAGCCGGCAGUGUAAGCAAAGUCCUUUGUCAAGAUCUCAGUAAACACUGCAGCUACUCCAGUGGUUCCUCCGCGAUGGAUCAUGGAGAGCUGUAGCGGAAAAUCAAACGAUAACCAAAGAUUCUUUUUAGGAGAUAUCACAAACAUUUGAAUCCAAUCGUGAACCCGAAAGUUGAUACGAAGACACCAUUUUAUCAUUUUUGUUUGAUUUGAAGUUGAGGGAUGCAUUCAAAGCCAAUGCCACUAUAUCAUUAAACUUGAUACGAUCCUAAUUUUAUUUUCAUCUUAUUGGACAUGUUUGGAGCCUAUUGUCUA